Prosopis cineraria is the source of this 594-nucleotide messenger RNA. RefSeq lists its product as uncharacterized. NCBI's taxonomy places the organism in Eukaryota, Viridiplantae, Streptophyta, Magnoliopsida, Fabales, Fabaceae. The record is from RefSeq and is a predicted model, not a curated record. Bases 1 to 594 code for a protein of 197 amino acids. The transcript is spliced from 3 exons.
AUGUGUCUGACAUGGGGAAUUCAUAUUCAUAGUUUGAAAGUAGGACAAAAUGUCUUUGGCCAGGUGAUUCCACCACUGAGGCAAAAUUACAUCAACUUUCUAAUGGAAAAUUUUACUUCAGAUGAAGUUAAAAAACCAGUUUUUGACCUGCCUGAUGAUAGUGCUCCAAGGUUUGAUGGUUUUCAUGUAAAGUUUUUUAAACACUACUGGGAGUGGAUUGGGGAGGAUGUUUACAACAUGAUCUUUACCUUCCGUGACAGAGGCUUUCUUCUGAAGAGUUUGAAUAAAACUCUAAUUCAUCUUAUUCCUAAAUGUGAAGCCCCUCAAACUUUCAAAGAUUUCAGUUAUGCUGAUGAUACUAUUCUGUUUUUCAAGCAAACAGCCAAUUUUGUGGAACAGUUAAAACAAUUGAUGAAUUCUGCUUCCAUGCUGGCAUGGAGAAUCAUCAUGUAUGAUGAUAGUUCUCUUUUGGCAAGAACUCUUAAAAUCAAGUAUCAAAAACGGAUUCUCGAAGGAAAUUGCAAGGCCAAAGCUAGCUAUUCUUGGAUCAUGAAAGAUUGCUCAAGGUAUCAUUCCUCAUUGCGGACAACCUGA